Molecule: messenger RNA, 1116 nt
Organism: Diprion similis
Lineage: Eukaryota; Metazoa; Arthropoda; Insecta; Hymenoptera; Diprionidae
Exons: 1
Coding region: 1-1116 (371 amino acids)
Source: RefSeq, a predicted model, not a curated record
AUGGCCCACCGCUGUGCGACAUGCGCCCGACUAAUACGCGUGGGUGAAGCUAUCAAAUGCACGGGCGAUUGUGGACAGUCUUUCCAUACUGCAUGCGCAGCUGAAAGAUUCAUAUAUGAUUUGACACGACCUGACAGUAUUCGAGAAUUUCGCUGUGACCCAUGCGCCAUGCAUCGCUCAUCAAUCACACCUCGAUCACCUCCUCAUGCAUAUGACUCGUUAGCCGCUGACCAGCAAUGUACAUCAAAUAUUACCCUUGACGAUAUCAUGCGUCAACUUCAAUUGUCAACUGCUUCAACUAACGACAUUAAAAACCAGUUACAAUCGACGAGUGCAGCUGCCAAUUCCAAACUUGAGCUCAUCCAAGGCACGCUAGUUGGAGUAAAACAUGAUAUCGUUGAACUCAGAAGUCACAUUUCCCAUCUGGCAUCUACACAAGAAGCCUUGGCCAACAGAAUAUCGUAUCUUGAACAGCAUUCCGAGAAUGCGAAGAUCGAGACUGCUGAAAUGAAGAGGGAUAAUAUCCAAUUGAAAGCUCAAAUUGCUGAUAUCUCAAAUCGUAUAUCCCGAGGCGAUAAUACUCAUCCGACAUCUGGUCUUAGACAGUCAGCUCAGUUCUCUGAGUGUUGCACGGAUGUUAUUAUCUCGGGUGUCCAUUUGUGUGUUGCUGAGUCUCCUCUAGCUAUUGCUACAACAGUUUUUGACGCUUUGGGCGUAAGUGAACUUGUUAUUGAUAUUCUCAGUGUGCGUAAAAUGGCACGCAAAUCUGCCGUCGCUGGUCCGAGCAAUCUACCAGAUCGAAAUCAUGCCACCAAGCAGUCAUUCGUGGUGUCACUCAAAUCUGCCCGUGUAAGAGACUUUAUUAUUAAAAAAAAAAGAGAGAAGAAGAGUCUAUCGGUCAGUGACGUUUUCGCGAUCGACUCACCUGGAUUUAUAUUUGUCAACGAAUUACUCCCAUCUGACUUAUUUAAUCUCCUGCUGAAGACCAAAGCCAAAGCAAAAGCAGCGUCGUAUAAGUACAUUUGGUCGAACUUCGGACAGAUACUAGUCCGUCGCGAUUAUGGCCAGCCUAUUAUCGAAAUCAACACUGAAGAAGAUCUGUCUAAAUUGAACUGA